GAAAGUCACUUUCCCCCUCCCAGGUCUUUUUUUUUUUUUUUAUUUCUUUAUUUUUUUUGUGAAGGGGUUCUUUUUUUUUAUUAAUCUAUAACACUUUUCAUCAUUAAUAUGGGUCAACGUCAAUCCUCUCAACGUUCAGAUACACCCUCCGAAAACGAACGUCCCGCUACUGCAAGCGGACGAAUUCGUCCUCCUUCACGAGUUCAAGCUCAACGAGAUGCUCUCCGGUCCGCAGUUAUACCCGUCAAUGAAAACCAACGACGAGAUGAACGACGAGCAAGACGAGAACGUUUACGAGAAUUAUCAGAGGCAAAUACAACUCCUCCAUCUCCUUCCAUCACACCUUUCUCUCGCAUGAUUGCUUCCGUCAUUUCUGAAGCGGUAUUAACUUCCUUUCGCAACGGCCAAAUGGCCUCUUUAGCUCCUCCGCCUCCACCUCCUCCACCACCUCCACCAGCAGCAACAGCAACAGCAACAGCAACAGCAACAGCAACAGCAGCAGCUGAAACAGACGAACAAGGUCAACAAGGACAAGCCAACGUACGUCAACAACUCACCAUGCAUCUUUCACCUGAACUCUUUCAACAAAUGGAGCCUGAUAGCACAGAAGACUCCUUUAUGCGCUUCAUGCGAUUACCCGUCAUCGUCAGUAGUGUCUCUACCAUCACCACAGAAGAGAAUCCAGAACCAAUAGCUACGGCAACCGUCAGUCCAGCCAAUGAACUUCCUUCUCUCGCUGACCGAGAUGGUCAAGUAAAUCGAGUGGUACUUUUACCCGUCUUUUUAUACGGUGUACGAUCCUUUAACACAACAACCACCAGUAACAACAACAACAACAACGAAACAGCCACUUCCACUCCUCGAACAGAGAAUCGAAGAAGUGAGCGACUUCGAGCAGCCAGUGCUCUUGCUGAUACGGGAGAUGUCGUAGCCACAGCGAGUAGUAGUGAUGAAGAUGGUUCGCCACCACCAGCAGCAGGCGAAGAUCGUGUGGGUAGUGGACAAUGGACCGUGUAUAUUAUUAGUGGCAGCAGUGUAGAAGGUAUUAUGAACGAUAAUCCAUCGUAUGAAGAAUUAUUGGAUUUGGCCACCUUGAUUGGUCCUGCACGUACACCUACUGUGAGUCAAGAGGCGAUUAAUUCCCAUGUGCCCAUCUUAAAAUAUACCCAACAAGUGAAACAAACCAUGGUGGGUAACGCAGACGGAUGUCAAGUUUGUUUGUCCAACUAUCAAUCACAGGAUGAUGUGCGUGUCUUGGCUUGUCAUCAUGGUUUCCAUCAAGAGUGUAUCGAUACCUGGUUGACCCUCGGUAAAAAUCAAUGUCCCUUGUGUCGUGAUGUGCCUGUGCCUUCAUCAGCAUUAUAAAUUUUUCCCUUUUUUUAUUAUUAUUAUUAUUCCAUCCAUCAUUCAUGUACAUACAUCACACACUCACACACACUAUAACACACUAUAACACACAAUAACACAAAUUAACACAAAUUAAGCAAAGAGAAAGAGGGGGGGAACUCUGAGUUUGUUUCAAUAAAUCAUUUUAAUUAGCUUUUUCUUUUUUUUCUUUUUUUUACACGGGAAAACUACUUUGGAUAGGAUGAAU
Mucor mucedo is the source of this 1594-nucleotide messenger RNA. RefSeq lists its product as uncharacterized. The record is from RefSeq and is a predicted model, not a curated record. The transcript has a single exon. The coding region runs from base 109 to 1365 and encodes 418 amino acids. NCBI's taxonomy places the organism in Eukaryota, Fungi, Mucoromycota, Mucoromycetes, Mucorales, Mucoraceae.